Symsagittifera roscoffensis is the source of this 2573-nucleotide messenger RNA. Its product is annotated as heat shock 70 kDa protein-like. The transcript has 4 exons. Gene Ontology annotation, cellular component: cytoplasm; endoplasmic reticulum lumen; endoplasmic reticulum chaperone complex. NCBI's taxonomy places the organism in Eukaryota, Metazoa, Xenacoelomorpha, Acoela, Convolutidae. The coding region runs from base 219 to 1994 and encodes 591 amino acids. The record is from RefSeq and is a predicted model, not a curated record. Gene Ontology annotation, biological process: endoplasmic reticulum unfolded protein response. Gene Ontology annotation, molecular function: ATP binding; ATP-dependent protein folding chaperone.
UUCAUGUUUUUUUAAUUCUUCUUAAAGCGAACAAACAGAUCAAAUCUUUUGUGAUUUUGGUUUACCAAACAGAGUUAAACAUUCGACAAAUAUAGCUUGCUAAAAAAAAGAAAAAGAGCACUAUAAUAUAUUCUACUUACGUUAUUUAAUUUUCUGAAAGCAGAAUUAACUUUACAAGUGUGAAGAAAAAAAAAUAGAAAACUGCCUUGUCGGAUAGUAUGCCAGACAUUGUGGGGAUCGAUCUUGGAACGACAGCAUGUUGUGUAGCAAUUUGUAGGGCAGACGGAAGAGUGGAGGUCAUUGAAAACAAGCACGGAAAAGCUAUCACACCAUCCUAUGUGGCAUUCGGUGAGAGACAGAGAUUUGUUGGUGACGAAGCUAAAACUCAGCUGGAAUCAAAUGCUGAAAACACAAUAUAUGACGCAAAGCGGAUGAUUGGACGGAACUUUAAUGAUGCAAAUGUCCAGACUGGUAUGAAAUAUUGGAAGUUUAAGGCUAUUGAAAAAAAUGGCCUUCCAGAGUGUGAGGUGAUGUACUGUGGUAAACGAGAGAGUUUUACACCAGUUCAAGUAUCCACCAUGCUUCUAUCACAGCUGAAAAAGGACGCCGAAGAGUUUUUGAAGAGUCCAGUUCACGAUGCGGUCAUAACAGUUCCAGCCCAUUUUAACAAUGGACAGCGAGAAGCUACAAUUUUGGCCGCUAAAGUUGCAGGUUUAAAGGUUCAUCGCAUAAUUAACGAGCCAACUGCUGCAGUGCUGGCUCAUUCAAAGGAGCACAAUUUUAAGACCGGAAACAAAAAAGUUCUAGUAUAUGACCUGGGAGGUGGAACGUUCGACAUCACUAUUGCAGAAUGUCAAGAUGCCGUUUUGGAAGUGAUUUCAACUUCUGGUGAUUCGUUCUUGGGAGGUCGUGAUUUUGAUAAAAAUUUGUUUGAUUUAGUUGCACCGGAAGUAGAAAAAGCUUGUGGAACAGGUUUCGAAAACGACAACCGAGCGUCUAUGCGGCUGUUGCAAGCAUGCAAUAUAGCCAAAAAUGAACUCUCUUCCUACACAACGUCAACCAUUUCCCUUGAAAAUUUCUUUAACGGGAAAAAUUUCUCUACAACGGUGAGCAGAGUUCGAUUUGAAAAGAAGAACGAGCAUCUGUUCAAAAAAACAUUGGAUUACAUUCAAGCAGCACUCAAUGAAGCAAAACUGAAGAAAGAAGAUAUAGAUGAAGUUCUACUGGUAGGCGGAUCCACCAGGAUCUGUAGAAUCCAAAACUUAUUGAAAGAGUUUUUUACGGAUGACAAAGUAAUAAAUUCAAGAACACCAGAAGAAACUGUCGCCCGUGGUGCUGCAAUUCAGGCCAGUUUAGUCAGCAUGAAUCACCCGCCUGAGAUGAUGGCUGUCGUUUUAAUCGAUGUUUGCUCGCUUUCUCUCGGAGUUCAAACGAAAGACGAUAAGAUUUCUUUCAUCAUCAAACGUAACAGACCAAUUCCUUGUAGCGAAUCUAAGGAGUAUGUAACUACCGUUGAUUAUCAGAAAAACAUUGAGUUACAUAUUUACGAAGGCGAGCGGCCUAUUGCCUCUGAAAAUUUCAAACUAGAUUCAUUUAAAUUAGAUGGAAUAACACCUGGAUUGAAAGGGCAAUUCAAAUAUGUUGUCACGUUCACUAUAGAUGUGAAUGGAAUUCUGAACGUGAAAGCAGAAGAACGCUGUUCAGGAAAAAGCGAAGAGAUCAAUAUAACGCGCGAGAGGCGCGCUCCCGAAGAUGUUCAGACUAUGAUUGCAGACGAGAAAAAAUUUGAAGCCCAAGACAGAAAAGAGCUACGAAGAUUGAAACUUAAAAAAGAACUUGAAGAUUACUUGUAUCAGUUGGGAAGAAAAAACAAACUUGAGAACUCAACACUGUCCCAAGAAAUCUCAAACACUAUGAAAUGGCUCAAUGACAAAUCAAUUACAGAACAGGAAAUCAGGAUGAAAUUUGAUGCCAUCAGAAAUGUUUAUAACUAAAGUUCAGAAAAAUGAUGUUAUCUACUGUGUAAAUAAAUCUGAUCCAAAAUUUUAACUAUAAGUGCGAUUGUUUUCUAACAAAAAUCAUAACUAAUUCACUGAUAUGUAUCUGCCAUCUUCAAGCUACUAUACUAACCCAAUUGUCAAAGUAAACUUCAUUUUGAUAGAUAUAAUGAAAUCACAGGAAAUUUCUAGAUUAUUCUGUAUGUUAUUCGAGUUGAACGCAAAAGUAUUAUAGCAAAAAGAAAACUGAAGCUUAUAGAAAUAAAGCAGAAAUGAACAGAAGAAUGAAAAAUGCCUGUAGAAAAAAUAAGAUUUGAAUGAAAUCAGUAUAUGAUUAUAGAAGCUUUUGAAGUCUGUAUAAAACCGAUUAUAGUAUAAAAACUGAUGAUGUAUGAGAAAAUAAGGAAACCCAAAAAAGUGCUUUUAUUUGAUUCCUUUUUUGCCCAGGAACUAUGAAGAGAGUAGAAAGACUGACUUAUUAUUCAUCUCCUAUAAAAUUUGUGCAAGUUUUGUUGCGAGUGCUGCUUGUUUUCCAGAGAAAAAAGACAAAGAAAUACGCAAAGAUUUGUCUUUUCU